This is a messenger RNA of Lineus longissimus, 735 nucleotides long. Its product is annotated as G2/M phase-specific E3 ubiquitin-protein ligase-like. NCBI's taxonomy places the organism in Eukaryota, Metazoa, Nemertea, Pilidiophora, Heteronemertea, Lineidae. The coding region runs from base 1 to 735 and encodes 244 amino acids. The record is from RefSeq and is a predicted model, not a curated record. The transcript is spliced from 4 exons. Gene Ontology annotation, molecular function: ubiquitin-protein transferase activity.
AUGUCGGACCCACACUAUCAAGUUGAAAGUGAUCAACCAACCGCAUUCAACCUACCAGAUGUGGAUGCUUGCAUCAAUUUGAUGGAGUUAGAGGCAUGUGAAAAUGAUGAGGAUUUCGCCUCAAAAUGUCGAGACCUCACAACUUGGGGAGAGUCCUGCGGAUAUCCUGAAAUAUCUGAACUGAUACAGCUGAGCCAGAGAAAAGAACUUGUUAGCAGUAUCGUAACUUACUUCCUUAUGGACAGGGCACAUGCUGCUAUCACCCAAUUUCAUGAAGGUAUGAAUAGUCUGGGGGGUCUAUUCAACAUCAUGAAAAGAAAUCCCCAAGUAUUCGAGCCUGAAAUGUGUGGUGCGGGGAAGAAGAUGACAGCUGAGGAGCUGACCGCCAUGUUUCGGGUCAACUACCGCGACGAUGAUGAUGAGGAUGAUGAUGAGCAUGCUGUCAUGAAAUGCAUGACUAAAUUCCUCCAAGAUUGUGAAAGUGGAAAAUUGAACGUCACUGUGAACGACGUAUUGAUGUUCAUCACUGGAGCCAACCGAAUUCCUCCACAAGGCUUGGGCAUCAUAAAUAUCGAAUUCUUCAAUCAGAUUCCUGGGGAAGAACGCCUCAUCACACCUUCAACAUAUGCUCUGCUCCUUCGCCUGGACAGAGGACUCCAGGUGCAGGAGUAUUUCGAUACAAAGGUCGAGUUUGCUGUAAGAGAAGGCCUUGCAGCAGGAUUCGGUAAAAUUUAA